CGGAAGCCGGGGUUCCGGCGGCAGCCGCGGCGGCUAAGCUCCUCUGGGAAGGGGUAGGCGCGGGGGCGGUGGUUACUUGCUGGAUGCAGGCGCGGGUCAUGUGACCGGAAGGGCUCCUGACGGACGCCGUCCCUCCUCGGCGCGGCCUGAGCGCCCGGCCCGACCCCCGCCAUGGGGUGCUGCUACAGCAGCGAGAACGAGGACUCGGACCAGGACCGAGAGGAGCGGAAGCUGCUGCUGGACCCUAGCAGCCCACCCACCAAAGCCCUCAAUGGAGCCGAGCCCAACUAUCACAGCCUGCCUUCCGCUCGCACCGAUGAGCAGGCACUGCUCUCCUCCAUCCUCGCCAAGACAGCCAGCAACAUCAUCGACGUGUCUGCUGCAGACUCCCAGGGCAUGGAGCAGCACGAGUACAUGGACCGGGCGAGGCAGUACAGCACCCGCCUGGCUGUGCUGAGCAGCAGCCUGACCCAUUGGAAGAAGCUGCCGCCGCUGCCGUCCCUCACCAGCCAGCCUCACCAAGUGCUGGCCAGCGAGCCUGUCCCGUUCGCCGACUUGCAGCAGGUCUCCAGGAUAGCUGCUUAUGCCUACAGUGCACUUUCUCAGAUCCGUGUGGACGCAAAAGAGGAGCUGGUUGUACAGUUUGGGAUUCCAUGAAGAGAGGGGUCCCUGGACAGCUCUUCUUCUCCUCUCUUCACUCCGUCUCCACCCUGCCUCCCCUGGCCCCCAGCCUCACUGUGGCUUAUACAGUAUCCUAACCUGCUACUAAUCACAGAAGAAAGUGGAGGAGGAGGAGAAGAGUGAGGCGAGAAGCCUGAGCAAGUGAGGAUGGAACAGGGGAGGGUAGAACCAUUUGGGACUGGCCUUCAAAGCCCUGGCCACGGGUGGGGUGGGGGUCACAGGGACAGGGCCUGGUAGGUCUUCACUGUCACUGGGAAGGUGCAGGUGCCGGUGUGAGGGUGAUCACUAGGGGGCCUCUUAGGACCCCCUGCCUACCCUUUCUUGGCCUCACUUCUGUCCCCCUCUCCCUGACUUGGUGCUCACAUGCACCUCACGAGGGCUUGUGACCAGGGUCUGGAUGAGCUUGAAUUUGAAUGAAUUGAGUUUGUAUUUCUAGCACCCUGGGUUUUUACAUGUUUGGUUUUUUUUGUUUUGGUUUGGUUUGUCACCCUCGAUAAAGGAAGUGUAUCCAUCUG
This is a messenger RNA of Globicephala melas (long-finned pilot whale), 1196 nucleotides long. RefSeq names its product late endosomal/lysosomal adaptor, MAPK and MTOR activator 1 (gene LAMTOR1). The record is from RefSeq and is a predicted model, not a curated record. Gene Ontology annotation, biological process: cholesterol homeostasis; positive regulation of TOR signaling; endosomal transport. NCBI's taxonomy places the organism in Eukaryota, Metazoa, Chordata, Mammalia, Artiodactyla, Delphinidae. Gene Ontology annotation, molecular function: guanyl-nucleotide exchange factor activity; molecular adaptor activity. Gene Ontology annotation, cellular component: membrane raft; Ragulator complex; lysosome.